This is a messenger RNA of Aphidius gifuensis, 1095 nucleotides long. It is a transcript of the gene Nubp2, whose product is annotated as cytosolic Fe-S cluster assembly factor NUBP2 homolog. The coding region runs from base 137 to 919 and encodes 260 amino acids. Gene Ontology annotation, molecular function: ATP binding; 4 iron, 4 sulfur cluster binding; ATP-dependent FeS chaperone activity. NCBI's taxonomy places the organism in Eukaryota, Metazoa, Arthropoda, Insecta, Hymenoptera, Braconidae. The transcript is spliced from 5 exons. The record is from RefSeq and is a predicted model, not a curated record. Gene Ontology annotation, biological process: iron-sulfur cluster assembly. Gene Ontology annotation, cellular component: cytosol.
CACACCAAUACACCACAUGGUUUUUAUACAUUCCACAUGAUCAAUUGGCACCUGAUAAUCCAAAUAAUUACAACAACAAAAAUAUAUACAAUAUAAAUUAAACAAAUUCAAUAAUUUUACAACACAACAUAAUAAAAUGCUCGACGGAGUAAAACAUAUUAUACUUGUGUUAUCUGGUAAAGGUGGUGUUGGUAAAUCAACAGUAAGCACACAAUUAGCACUAGCUCUAAAUGUUUCAGGAUUUAAGGUUGGAAUAUUAGAUGUUGAUUUAUGUGGACCAAGUGUUCCAUAUCUGCUAAAUCUUGAGGACCAAGAUGUACAUCAAUCAUCUGAAGGAUGGGUACCAGUUUAUACAAAUCCUGAUCAAAUGUUGGCAGUAAUGUCAAUUGGAUUUUUAUUAAAAAAUCGUAAUGAUGGUGUUGUUUGGCGUGGUCCAAAAAAGACUGGUAUGAUUAAACAAUUUAUAAAUGAUGUUGUUUGGAAAGAACUUGAUUAUUUAAUUAUUGAUACACCACCUGGUACAUCUGAUGAACAUAUCACUGUUAUGGAAAAUAUACGUCAGCUGAGUGUUGAUGGUGCUAUUAUUGUAACAACACCACAAAAUAUUGCUGUUGAUGAUGUCCUAAGAGAAAUAACAUUUUGUAAAAAAACUGGUAUUCCAAUAAUUGGAAUUGUUGAAAAUAUGAGUGGAUUUGUUUGUCCAACUUGUUCUGAAUGUACAAAUAUAUUUUCAUCUGGUGGAGGAAUUGCACUUUCUGAAUUAGUUAAAGUACCAUUUCUUGCAAAAUUACCAAUUGAUCCAGAAAUUGGUAAAAAUGCUGAUAAAGGAAAAAGUAUAUUGGUCACAAUGCCAGACAGUCAAGUUGCCCAAGUAUUUACAAAACUAGUUGAAGAAAUAACUAAAAGUAAAGAAGCAUAAAUUAAAAUACACCAUCAUUUAUUUGAAACAUAAAAAACAAAACAAUUUUUUUCAAAAAUACGUGUGUUGUGUGCAAAUCAAAAUGAAACACCAUUAAUUUUUGUAAUUUAAAAUAUAAAAUAUUUAUUGUACAUUCAAAUAUAUUGUUCAUAAAAUUUAUUUUGUAUCAUUAAAAA